GAUUUAGCUUCAUUCGCCGCGCGACGUUCUCAGCAGUAUUUUGUAUCGUGAUCCGGCGGCGGACUCUCCGUUUCUCCAAAAUAUAUAAAAAAACAAGUACCAAUAAAAAACUGACACCUGACGCGCGCGGCACCCGGAGCCACAACAAAAGCCGCCGAAAUGGCCUUCAUGCCGUGCUUCUAUGUGCCCAAGCGGAUCAAUGUGGCGAUCAUGCUCUUCAUGGCCUGCCUCCUCAGCUAUAUGAUGCGGGUGAAUCUCUCGAUCAACAUCAUUGCCAUGGUGGAUGACCAGAGCAACCAUGAGAAUGGAACAGUGGAAGCUCUGCCCGAUUAUGGACCCCGUUACAAUUGGACGCAAUCGGAUCAGGCCCUGCUCCUGGGAGCCUACUUCUAUGGUUACAUGAUCACCUCCCUGCCGGCCGGCACCUUGGCCGAAAUGCUUGGAGCUCGUAAUGUGGCCGGUUACAGUUGUCUGGUGGCCGGUAUCCUUACGGCUCUGACUCCUGCCGCCGCUGCCUGGGACAAGUAUGCGGUCUUCGCUGUGCGCUUCCUGAUUGGUUUCCUCAACGGUGUGGUGUAUCCUUGCUGCCACAGCCUUGUGUCCAAAUGGUCACCACCCGAUGAGAAGGGCAAGUUUGUGGCCUCGCUGAUGGGCGGUACAUUUGGAACUGUAAUAACUUGGCCCAUCAGUGGUGUUAUUAUCGAGAAUCUUGGCUGGGACUGGGCCUUCUACAUCGUUGGUAUAUUCGUGCUGGUUGUGGUUGCCGUGUGGUUCUACCUGGUGGCCGAUACUCCGGCCCAGCACAGUGGUAUCAGUCUCAAAGAGCGGGAAUAUAUAGAGAACAGUUUGGGCAACACCCUGAGCAACAAGAAGAAAUGGCCUCCAUACAAGGAGCUGAUCCUGUCUCUUCCCUUCUGGUCACUGAUGAUGCUUCACUAUGGCAGCAUGUGGGGCCUGUUCUUCCUGAUCACCGCCACGCCCAAGUUCCUCAGCGAGGUGCUGGGUUUCAAUCUGUCCUCCGCCGGUUUCCUGUCCAGCUUGCCGCAUGUGGCACGCCUGCUUUGUGCCUUCGGUUUCGGUGCUGUGGCGGAUUGGAUUCGUCGACGCGGCUGGUGGACCGUCACUCGCAUGCGCAAGGCCUUCUGCCUGCCUUCUCACAUCUUGCCUGGCAUCAUGCUGAUAAUCCUGGCCUACUUCGGCCGCGAUCCGUACGUGUGUGUGGCCAUUAUGACCAUCUCCCUGGGCUUCAAUGGCGCUGCCACGGCCUCCAAUUUGGCCAACUCACAGGAUCUGGCGCCUAACUAUGCGGGAACGCUUUAUGGCAUCAUCAACUGCGUAGGCACUACCCCUGGAAUCUUCUCGCCUCUGAUUGUGGCAGCCUUCACCAAGAACGAGAACACCAUUGAUCAAUGGCAUUGGGUCUUCAUCAUUGGUGCCGCUGCCUACAUAUUGCCUGCCCUAUUUUUCUGGGUCUUUGGAUCGGGCAAGAUCCAAAAGUGGAACGAGGUGGAGACCACCGAGUCGCGCGAGGAUAUUGUCAACACAAAGUUGUAGUUUGUGCAAUGGCAUUCCACCUGUGAUGUUGCUUACGUUUAGUAUUAUGCCAUAACUCCGAUGUGUGCUUGUUGUUAAUGGAGAGUCCUAUUAAAGCUUUAGCCGUGUAUUUAUUAA
This is a messenger RNA of Drosophila serrata, 1671 nucleotides long. RefSeq names its product sialin. Gene Ontology annotation, cellular component: membrane. The record is from RefSeq and is a predicted model, not a curated record. Gene Ontology annotation, biological process: transmembrane transport; monoatomic anion transport. Gene Ontology annotation, molecular function: transmembrane transporter activity. NCBI's taxonomy places the organism in Eukaryota, Metazoa, Arthropoda, Insecta, Diptera, Drosophilidae.